GCAUAUGAGUGGUGGUUAUGGUUACUCAAGAGGAGGAGAUGGUAGUGAGUACGGUGGAGGUGGAAGACAGGAAAAUGAAGGAUACAGAGGUGGAGAUGAGGGUAGAUACCAGAGUGGAGACGUGGAGGUUGUGGUGGAUAUGGAGGUGGUUGAUAUAGAGGUAGUACAGAUCAUGGUGGCAAUGAAUAUGGAGUGGAGGUCGUGGUAGUUAUGAAGGUGAUGGUUAUGGAUGAAGGAGACGGUGGUGGUGGAAGACGAAAGAGUGGAUGAUACGAAAUAGACG
Molecule: messenger RNA, 283 nt
Organism: Eruca vesicaria subsp. sativa (arugula)
Lineage: Eukaryota; Viridiplantae; Streptophyta; Magnoliopsida; Brassicales; Brassicaceae
Source: the annotation of a GenBank genome assembly